Molecule: messenger RNA, 2790 nt
Organism: Melanotaenia boesemani (Boeseman's rainbowfish)
Lineage: Eukaryota; Metazoa; Chordata; Actinopteri; Atheriniformes; Melanotaeniidae
Product: cyclic nucleotide-gated cation channel alpha-3-like
Exons: 7
Coding region: 1-2790 (929 amino acids)
Biological process (GO): monoatomic cation transmembrane transport
Cellular component (GO): plasma membrane; intracellular cyclic nucleotide activated cation channel complex
Molecular function (GO): intracellularly cAMP-activated cation channel activity; intracellularly cGMP-activated cation channel activity; protein-containing complex binding
Source: RefSeq, a predicted model, not a curated record
AUGUCUCCAGGGACACCUAAGGUCAGACUUCCUUUAUUGGUACUGGACUACUGUCCAGAGGAUUUGAGUAUCAGUGUAGGUUUCAAGUAUUAUUGUAAAGAAAUAUUAAUUCUGUGUUCUCCUGGUAGUGAUCGGUGGCCCCUGGCUGCACAAAACAUGAACAACUGUAACAACAAUGAUGGAAAAAAAGAUGAGAAGAAGGAUGAAAAGAAGGAGGAGAAGAAGGAUGAGAAGAAAGACGAGAAAAAAGAUGAGAAAAAGGAUGAGAAAAAGGAUGAGAAGAAAGACGAGAAAAAGGAUGAGAAGAAGGAUGAGAAGAAGGAUGAGAAGAAGGAUGAUAAGAAGGAUGAUAAGAAAGAUGCCAAAAAGGAUGAGAAGAAAGAAGAGCCAAAGGAGGUGUGGAUAAUUGAUCCUGCUACAGAUAUAUACUACUACUGGUUGUGCACAAUAUCCAUCCCAGUGUUUUACAACUUGAUGCUUCUGGUGGCCAGAUCAUGUUUUAAUGAACUGCAGUACAAUAACACAAUACUGUGGGUAGUUUUGGACUAUUCUUCAGAUGUCCUCUACUUCAUGGACACCUUCGUAAGAUCCAGAACAGGUUUUCUGGAGCAAGGACUGCUUGUAAAAGAUGAAAAGAUGCUUAAAGAAAAGUACAUGAAGACACGCCAGUAUAAAUUAGAUGUGAUAUCAGUCCUUCCCACUGACAUUGUGUUCCUCUAUCUAGGAAUCGACAACCCAGAGUGGAGGUUCAACCGUCUCUUUAGGCUAGCUCGACUCUUUGAGUUUUUUGACCGGACUGAAACUCGAACCAAUUUUCCAAACAUCUUUCGAAUUGCGAAUCUUGUACUUUAUAUCAUCAUUAUCAUCCACUGGAAUGGCUGCCUCUACUUUGCCAUCUCCAAGGUACUUGGCUUUGGCUCAGACACCUGGGUGUAUCCAAGCUUAAACCAUUCAGAAUUUUCUACGCUGUCCCGACAGUAUGUCUACUCUCUUUACUGGUCCACCCUUACUUUAACAACUAUCGGUGAGACACCUCCUCCAGUCAGAGACAUUGAAUACUUCUUUGUGGUCGCUGACUUUCUCACCGGGGUUCUGAUCUUUGCAACAAUCGUAGGCAACGUCGGUGCCAUGAUUUCCAACAUGAGCGCCGCACGUGUAGAGUUCCAGGCUAAGAUUGACUCUAUCAAACAGUACAUGCAAUUUCGUAAGGUCACCAAAGACCUGGAGGCGAGGGUGGUGAAGUGGUUUGACUAUCUAUGGACAGAGGGGAAGACCUGUGAUGAGAAGCAGGUGUUGAAGAAUCUGCCUGACAAGCUGAAGGCUGAAAUAGCCAUUAACGUACAUCUGGAGACUCUAAGUAAAGUACGUAUCUUUCAAGACUGUGAAGCCGGUUUACUUGUUGAGUUGGUCCUGAAGCUUCAGCCUCAGGUUUUCAGUCCUGGGGACUACAUCUGUAAGAAGGGGGACAUUGGCAGAGAAAUGUAUAUCAUCAAAGAAGGAAAGCUGGCUGUCGUAGCAGAUGAUGGGGUCACCCAGUUUGUGGUCCUUAGCGAUGGGGCAUACUUUGGAGAAAUCAGCAUCCUUGGAAUCAAGGGUAGUAAAGCUGGAAACAGAAGAACCGCCAACAUCCGAAGUGUUGGCUACUCUGAUCUGUUUGCCCUAUCCAAAGAUGAUCUGAUGGAGGCCCUCACUGAGUAUCCUGAAGCUAAAGAUGCCCUGGUAGACAAGGGAAGAGCGAUUCUGAUGAAAGAUAACCUCAUAGACGAAUCACUGGUUGCUGCUACUGAUAUGAAAGACUUGGAGGAAAAAGCCAACCAGAUCGGAGCUAGUAUUGAAAUCAUGUCAAACAAAUUUCGUAAGCUGUCGAAUCAGUACGAAUCCUCUCAGCGUAAACUCAAGCAGCGGCUCACUAAUUUAUCAAAUCAAGUCAGAUACCUCAAGAUCGACGAGCUUGGUGAAUUGAGAGCCGAUAUUAAUCGAAAGAUGGAAGAAAACACGGAGAAAAUAGAGGCCAGCCUCCUAAGACUUAAUGAAGCCGAACACCGUAUAUCUGAGGUGGAAACUUUUCAUUUGGAGGUGCAGGAGGCAUUGGAGCAGAUGCAGAGAGCUCAGUUGGAGCUUAAAUCUAAAAUCAUUGAUCUUGAGGGCUAUUCCCGUCGUAAUAAUAUCCGGAUAUAUGGUCUUAAGGAGGGAGCUGAGGGAACAUCUAUGCUUCUUUUUGUGGAGGACUUUUUGAAAACUGAAUUGGGUGACAGCAUUGGGCUGACCGAGCUGGGCAUAGAACGAGCACACAGGGUUCCUGGACCAAGACCUGCCAAUUCUGCAUCGCCACGCUCGACGUUGGUGAGAUUUUUAAAAUAUACCACCAAGGAGAGAGUAAUUGGUGCGGCAUGGAGGAAGAAAAUAACUAUGGAUGGGAAACGGGUGUUCUUUGACCAUGACUACGCAACAGACGUGAUGGAUAAAAGGAGAGAAUACUCGAUCAUUAAGAAAAUAUUGAAAGAAAAAGGAAUUAGAUUCCACACCCCAAUGACAAAGAUGCGAGUUUUUUUGGAUACGGGCGCUGUCACCUAUGAGAGCGCAACACAAGCCUCUGAGGAUCUACGGGCGAGGGGUUUCCAGAUCCCACCGGGACCGGAGAGCAGAAGAAGAGAUCUACCGCAGCAAAGUACCCGCUGGGAAAAAGCUAAGAGCAACCGACGACGAGUCGGAAGCGAAUAUCAACAAAAGAUACGAGAAAAACUCCGCAGGUUCAAUCGAAGUUCCGAACCGGUCCCAGAAGACGGAUAA